Lasiodiplodia theobromae is the source of this 765-nucleotide messenger RNA. RefSeq names its product Proteasome subunit alpha type-6 protein. The record is from RefSeq and is a predicted model, not a curated record. Gene Ontology annotation, cellular component: cytosol; nucleus; proteasome core complex. Gene Ontology annotation, biological process: ubiquitin-dependent protein catabolic process. The coding region runs from base 1 to 765 and encodes 254 amino acids. Lineage: Eukaryota; Fungi; Ascomycota; Dothideomycetes; Botryosphaeriales; Botryosphaeriaceae. The transcript has 5 exons.
AUGUCUGGAAGCGCAGGCUACGACCGACACAUUACCAUCUUCUCCGACCAGGGUCGUCUGUACCAAGUCGAAUAUGCAUUCAAGGCCAUUACUGCGGCGAACAUCACGUCGAUCGGAGUGAGGGGCAAGGACUGCGCCGUUGUCCUGACCCAGAAGAAGGUCCCCGAUAAGCUCAUUGAGCCCUCGUCCGUCUCGUACGUCUUCAAGAUCUCGCCUUCGGUCGGUUGCGUCAUGACGGGCUCCAUCGCCGAUGCCCGGGCAUCGGUCAUCCGCGCGCAGGGCGAGGCGGCUGAGUUCCGCUACAAGUAUGGCUACGAGAUGCCCUGCGACGUGCUUGCUAAGCGGAUAGCAAACAUCAGCCAGGUCUACACUCAGAAGGCUUACAUGCGACCGCUCGGAGUCGCUAUGACGCUGAUCUCGGUGGACUCGGAAUUUGGUCCUCAGCUGUACAAGUGCGACCCCGCAGGCUACUACGUGGGCUACAAGGCAACGGCAUCCGGCCCGAAGACGCAGGAGGCGCUGAACUUCCUCGAGAAGAAGCUGAAGAACCGCGAGGCAGCCGAGGGCGACUGGAAGGAGGUGGUGGAGCUGGGCAUUUCGACGCUAAGCCAGGUGCUGAGCGUCGACUUCAAGAAGGGCGAGCUGGAGAUCGGAAUCGUGGGUGGCCCACGGGCUGACGGGCAGGCGGGAACCGACCCCGAGUUCCGCGUGCUCAGCGAGGACGAGAUCGAUGAGCGGUUACAGGCGAUUGCGGACAAGGACUGA